UGAUAGGGACAUAAGCAAAAGAGAGCGACCACGGCGUCGAAGAGCAGGGAUUUUCCCCUGAAUAUAUUUACAUCAUAAAACCAUUCCCUCUUCUUGGGAGCCCAAAAUGUCCGACUCCAAAGAUGAGAAGGGGGAGGAGGAGAAGAUCUAUGGUGGAUGUGAGGGUCCGGAUGCCAUGUAUGUCAAACUGGUGUCGUCUGAUGGGCAUGAAUUUAUUGUGAAAAGGGAACAUGCGCUUACGUCUGGUACUAUAAAGGCCAUGCUUAGUGGACCAGGCCAGUUUGCAGAGAAUGAGACAAAUGAAAUUAAUUUCAGGGAAAUACCGUCACAUGUAUUGCAGAAGGUUUGCAUGUAUUUUACAUACAAAGUGAGAUACACCAACAGUUCCACAGAGAUCCCAGAAUUUCCUAUUGCACCCGAGAUCGCUUUAGAGUUACUGAUGGCUGCAAAUUUCCUGGAUUGCUAAAUGACUUGCGCUUUAUUUGUAAUGUAAAUUAACACUUGAGGACUCCCUAUAUAUCUGAGUCAGUAGCAGGAGCCGGCACUUGAGAACAGCUGUGCAAAUUAUAAAGGAACACAAGAUUCCAACCUGCUGUCGUAACCAUCUCCAAUAUUUUGUUCAUUGUAAUUAUACAGUAAUGGUAAGGAUGUGUAUUCAUAAGUUGUACCAUCAAAGGAACUGUGGAUAAAAACAGGGACAAAGAGAUUUAGCCAGAUCUGAUGCAAGCUUGAAGAAUGAACAGUGUGUUGGUAAUGUUUGUAUGGGAGAUAUCAUCAUCAUCCUCUUUGUCUAUAGGUGGAGUCUAGUUAAAUACACAGGAAAAAUGGAAAGUACCUUUUUUUACCCUUUCUUAAUUAUUCUUUGUGAAUGUUGUUAAUAUUUAUUAUUAAAUAUUGUGAUAUUUUAUCACAUUAUGUAUGCGUGCAUCGGAUAUAACAGAUAGAAAUACACAUUUUUAUUCCAGCAAGCAGUUUCUUGUUAUUCUUCACAAUACAUAUUUCUUUAAAUAUUUCCUGGCAUGAAGGAAAUAACGCAUUUUUUCAGUUUUCAGAGCCUGUAUUAAAGUAUUACAAAAAAUCUGCAAAGGUACCAGCAGCUGUUUUCUCCUUAAGAAGAAUUGCACAAUAGUUUCACUUACCAUUGCAUUACAUGUUUAUGUAGAACAAAAUUAUAUAGCAAUAUUACUAAAUAUGUGUAUAUAGCUGAUGCUUUGUGAUAUUCAAGUGAGUAAACAGGUCUGUGUACUUUUAGAAAGAAAUAUGUAAACCUCAACAUUCAUUAAAGUUCUAUCCAUUUUA
Ylistrum balloti is the source of this 1299-nucleotide messenger RNA. RefSeq names its product elongin-C. Lineage: Eukaryota; Metazoa; Mollusca; Bivalvia; Pectinida; Pectinidae. Gene Ontology annotation, cellular component: elongin complex. The record is from RefSeq and is a predicted model, not a curated record. Gene Ontology annotation, biological process: ubiquitin-dependent protein catabolic process. Gene Ontology annotation, molecular function: protein-macromolecule adaptor activity. The transcript is spliced from 4 exons. The coding region runs from base 107 to 466 and encodes 119 amino acids.